Molecule: messenger RNA, 1203 nt
Organism: Paramecium sonneborni
Lineage: Eukaryota; Ciliophora; Oligohymenophorea; Peniculida; Parameciidae
Source: the annotation of a GenBank genome assembly
UAUAAAUUGUUCUAGAUUUAAAUCAUAAAUUAAAUUUGAUGACAAGUAUUUCAAUCAAAAUAAAACACGGUGCAGAUUAAAUAGAAGCAAUAGAGAUAGAUCCUAAUGCAACAGUGAAGGAAUUAAAGGAGAAAUUGACACCGAAAUUUAAUUCUGAACCUUCUUAAAUGAAGAUAAUAUUUUAAGGUAAAAUUCUGAAAGACAUUGAUGUUCUAUCAGCUGUGAAUGUAAAGGCAGAUUCAACAAUGCAUUUAGUUGUUACAAAAUGUAUAAAAUAUAAAUAAAAAAUAGAAUAAAGUUAAUAGCCACCAUAAUAAGCUCCUGCUCCAUAAUAAUAAUAACCUUAAUAAUAGCCAGUUGGAGGAUAAUAAGGUCUUGGAGGUAUGGGAGGUGCUGGAGGUAUGGGAGGCCUUGGCGGAAUGGGUGGUUUUGGAGGUAUGGGAGGACUAGGUGGACUCGGUGGAAUGGGUGGACUAGGUGGACUUGGUGGAAUGGGUGGAAUGGGAGGUAUGGGCGGAAUGGAUCCAUAAAUGAUGAUGUAGAUGAUGUCAAAUCCUGCAUUCUAGGCUUAAAUUCAAACUGUAUUUAUUAUUUUUAAAUAUUAUAGAUGAUGUAAAAUCCAUAAAUUAGAUAACAAAUAAUGUCACAUCCUAUGAUAGCUUAAAUGUUAUAAACUAACCCAUAACUUUAAUAAAUAUUUGAUAAUCCAUAAUUAUUUUAGAUGAUGAUGAAUCCAUAAGCACUUUAAAUGGCCAUGUAAGGCAUGGGCGGAAUGGGAGGCCUAGGUGGAAUGGGAGGUUUUGGUGGAAUGGGUGGAAUGGGUGGAAUGGCCGGUUUUGGCGGAAUGGGAGAUCAACCUAAUCCUCCUAAUCCUAAUAAUGCUUAGGUUCCACCUGUUUCAGGUAAUUAAAAUGCUUAAAAUCCAUUUGGAGGUCUUGAUUUAUAAGCUAUGAUGAAUAUGAUGGGAGGAGGUAUUAUUAUUUUUAUUAUUUAAAAUAGGAGGACUAGGAGGACUAGGAGGAGGUCCUUAAUUAACAACUGAAGCUGCUGAAUAGAAAUAUGCUACUUAAUUACAAUAAUUAUAAGAAUUAGGAUUUACUAAUAAGUAAGUUAAUUUAGAAGCUUUAAUUGCCACUGGGGGAAAUGUUGAAGCUGCUGUUGACAGAAUCUUAAAUAUGAUAGGUCCAUCAUGAUAUAUUAUUA